GUUUCUGUAUUUGAACAUUCAGGCAGUGUGCCCCUCCAGACAUCCCUGCGUUCACAUCCGGAGCCCUUGGGAGAUCCUGCCCUGUUGCUAAUUGUCGAGAGCUGUCCAGAAUCCUUAUCGUUAAGAUCCUGCUGUGCUCUUGAGGUGUUGCGUUACCUGCACGACGACAGCUCUUACCGGAAUGCUAAGCAGCCGCCGCCGUCAGAGGGAGUAAGGCCAGUGGUGGGAACAGAACCAUCAAGUCAAAGGUUCUGAACCAAACAAAGGUUCUGAAACGACGAGUGAAGAAUCUGAGUUGACUCAAAAGCAGAUCGGUUCCUGCCUCCGGGUGGGACCGAGCCCCAGCCCAUCACCAGCUGGAUGCCGCGGGAAGCACAGAGCCUUCUCAGAGCUGUGGUUCAAGUGGAUGCUGACUGAGUGACCUAAAAUGUGAGCUCGGUGCAGCAGCGGCUCCUCCUAGCAGGCUCGGUGUGCUGCCCGCGGCUCUGUGCAGAGACCUUCUAGCAUGCUCCUCCACCCGGGCCGCUCCGCUGGUGCCAACAGCAGCCGCUCGACCCCAGGGACGCCAGGCUGACUUCGCACCAACUGGGCAUUGGACCUGCAGAGCAGAAGCCGUCUUGGAACCGACCUUCCUUUCUCCAGUGUGUUGGGAUCUUUACAGCAGCCCAUGCCGCAGCGCCUCGCCUAUUCCACCCGAACUGCCCGUGCCACUGGCUUGGACCUAACCUAGGAUAAAUCUCAGCGUGGCCUGGGUAGGGGGGAACCAUGGGGAGCUCUGCCUCAUCGUUGGCCGCAGAGACGGAGUCGGACCAUGGCUUCGCUAGCGCACCCUACCCGGGGCACCCAGCCGUGAGCUGGUAUAGGAGUAGUCACAGUGGCCCUGUUUGGGAAAGUGCCCUUAUAACGCGGCAGCAUCAGCAUUUACACCACCGGGUGCGAAGCCACUCCCACUCUCCCGGCUCCAUGGCUGCUGUCCGCGAGUGGUCCUGCACCCGCUGCACCUUUCUGAACCCCGUCGGCCAGCGGCAGUGCUCCAUAUGCGAAGCCCCCCGCCAGAAGCCCGACCUCAACCACAUCCUGCGGCUCAGCGUGGAGGAACAGAAAUGGGCUUGUGCCCGCUGCACCUUCAGGAACUUUCUGGGCAAGGAAACCUGCGAGGUAUGUGGCUUCACCCCGGAGCCAGGGCCCAGCAGCUCCCCCUUGCCCGUCAUCAACGGCAUCUUGCCCAAGCCUGCCGUGCUUGUGGAGCCCAAGGGCACGUCCAAGGAGGAGACUGCCAAGGCAGAAAGCAGCAGCGAGGACUCGGAGGGGAAGAGCCCCGAUGAAGCGGAGCUGGAGAGCGGCUGGGCUUGCCAGCGCUGCACCCUGCACAACACGCCAGUGGCCAACUCCUGCUCUGCCUGUGGGGGCCCACGCAAGCUCUCCCUGCCCAAGAUCCCACCAGAGGCGCUGGUCGUCCCUGAAGUCAUCACCCCUGCCGGAUUUCACAUGGCCCCCUCUACCCCGCAGCCUUUAGUCUCUGCAGAGAUCUCUGAUGGUGACGCCGUGGCCACCCAGGGCCCAGUCGCUAUGGAACAAGAGGCCCAGAAGAUACCAGCCUUCAGUCCCUUCUCCCCGGGGCUCCAGAACAACCCUGUGCCCCGAAGCCGCCGGGAGGUGCCCCCCCAGCUGCAGAUGCCGGGCCCCGAAGCCGCCCAGCCCGUGGCUCAGAGCGCGGCGGGACAGAAGGGCUCUCCGCAGGGUCAGGCCAGGGCUGCCCCUGCUGCCCGCUUCCAGGAGCUGCUGUCCAACAAGCGGCUGAGCGUGCUGGAGGAGGAGAUGGAGGUCAGUCCAUCCCACUGGAAGUGCAGCUCCUGCUCCCUGCUUAACUCCGCCGGGGCUGGCAAAUGCGACGCUUGCGGCACCCAGAAAGGCAGUGACACCAUCAAUGUGGUGGGGGACUCGGUGAGAUUCACUCCGUGCAGCCCCUCCAGCCCUGACUUCACCACCUGGUCCUGUUCCAAGUGCACCCUGAAGAACCCCACCCUGGCGCAGAAGUGCAAAGCCUGCGGUUCCUCCAAGCUGCACGGCUUCCAGGAACACGGGACGCAGGGCGAGCCGUCCCCCCGCUGCCCCGACUGCGGGGCUUGUGACAAGGGCGGCUGCUCCUCCUGCGGGCCAGGGCCCCGUCACUGCGUGGCCUGCCAUACCGCGCAGCAGUACGUGGCCCAGCGCAAGGGCCUCAAGCCCCUGAAGAGACGGGAGAGCAUGCACGUGGAGAAGAGGCGGCAGACAGACGAGGGAGAGGCCAAAGCCCUGUGGGAAAACAUCGUGACCUUCUGCCGGGAGAACAAAGUCAAUUUUGUAGAUGACAGUUUCCACCCUGGGCCCAAGUCCGUGGGAUUCCCGGAAGGCGACAGCGUGCAGCAGAGGGUGAAACAGUGGCUGCGACCCCACGAAAUCAACUGUAGCAUCUUCAAGGACCGAUCGGUGAAGUGGUCGGUGUUUCGGACACCCAGGCCGUCGGAUAUCCUGCAGGGACUGCUGGGAAACUGCUGGUUCCUGAGUGCCCUGGCCGUGCUGGCCGAGCGGCCGGAGCUGGUGGAGAGGGUGAUGAUCACGAGGACGCUGUGCCCCGAGGGCGCCUACCAGGUGCGGCUGUGCAAGGACGGCACCUGGACCACGGUGCUGGUGGAUGACAUGCUGCCGUGCGAUGAGUGCGGGUACCUCCUCUUCUCGCAGGCCCAGAGGAAGCAGUUGUGGGUCGCCCUCAUUGAGAAGGCGCUGGCCAAGCUUCAUGGUUCGUACUUUGCCCUCCAGGCAGGGCGUGCUAUUGAAGGCCUGGCUACACUAACGGGUGCCCCCUGCGAGAGCCUGAUGCUGCAGGUCAGCUCCACUAACCCUCGCGAGGAGCCCAUUGACACUGACCUCAUCUGGGCCAAAAUGCUGAGUUCUAAGGAGGCUGGGUUCCUCAUGGGCGCAUCCUGUGGUGGAGGCAACAUGAAAGUGGACGAUGUGGCCUACGAGAGUAUGGGUCUGCGUCCACGGCACGCCUACUCCAUCCUAGAUGUGCGGGAUGUCCAAGGCUUCAGGUUACUGCGGCUCCGAAACCCCUGGGGCCGCUUCUCCUGGAACGGCAGCUGGUCCGACGAGUGGCCGCACUGGCCGGCACCCUUGCGUCAUGACCUGAUGCCCCACGGCAGCAGCGAGGGCGUCUUCUGGAUGGAGUACAGCGAUUUCAUUAAGUAUUUUGACUCCGUGGAUAUCUGCAAGCUCCAUUCGGACUGGCACGAAGUGCGUGUGCAGGGCAUGUUCCCCAACAAGGCCAACGGGCCGGUGACGGUGACAUCGCUGACAGUGUUGGAGCGUGCCGCCCUGGAGUUUGCCCUCUUCCAGGAGGGCAGCAGGCGGUCGGACAUGGUGGACAGCCACUUGCUGGAUCUGUGCAUCAUGGUUUUCCGGGCCACCUUCACCAGCGGGAACAAGCUGAGCCUGGGCCGGCUGAUGGCUCACAGCAAACGAGCCGUCAAGAAGUUCGUCAACUGCGACGUCAUGCUGGAGCCGGGCGAGUACGCCGUCGUGUGCUGUGCCUUCAACCACUGGAGUGCCGCCCUGGCAGGCCCUGCCGCUGCCCAGGCAUCCAGUCCCACCAGCAGCCGACCGGCCACCGAUUAUUCCAGCUAUAUCCUGGCCAUCUACAGCUCCCGCCUGGUGAUGGUGGAGCAGGUGGAGGCGCAGCCCACCACGUUGGCGGACGCCAUCAUCCUGCUGACCGAGAACAAGGGCGAGCGCCACGAGGGCCGCGAGGGGAUGACCUGCUACUACUUGACGCAUGGCUGGGCAGGGCUCAUUGUGGUGGUGGAGAACCGGCACCCCAAGUCCUACCUGCACGUCCAGUGCGACUGCACCGACAGCUUCAACGUGGUCUCCACGCGUGGCAGCCUCAAAACGCAGGACAGCGUCCCCCCCCUGCACAGGCAGGUGUUGGUGAUCCUCUCCCAGCUGGAGGGUAACGCCGGCUUCUCCAUCACCCACCGCCUGGCUCACCGCAAAGCCACCCAGGCCUUCCUCAAUGACUGGAUGUCGACAAAGGGCACCCACAACCCGCUGCUCACGCCCGAGGUCGCUGGGCUCCACGGCCCCCGGCCCCUAUGACGAAGCGCCUCCCCCUCCCCGCUCCGCUCCCCUGUUAUUUUCACCGAGCCUCUGGCCUGGGGCCGUCCCCCGAGCUGUCAGCGCUGAGC
Egretta garzetta (little egret) is the source of this 4223-nucleotide messenger RNA. RefSeq names its product calpain 15 (gene CAPN15). Gene Ontology annotation, cellular component: cytoplasm. Gene Ontology annotation, molecular function: calcium-dependent cysteine-type endopeptidase activity. The record is from RefSeq and is a predicted model, not a curated record. Gene Ontology annotation, biological process: proteolysis. NCBI's taxonomy places the organism in Eukaryota, Metazoa, Chordata, Aves, Pelecaniformes, Ardeidae.